This is a messenger RNA of Zasmidium cellare ATCC 36951, 822 nucleotides long. RefSeq lists its product as uncharacterized. The record is from RefSeq and is a predicted model, not a curated record. Bases 1 to 822 code for a protein of 273 amino acids. Lineage: Eukaryota; Fungi; Ascomycota; Dothideomycetes; Mycosphaerellales; Mycosphaerellaceae. The transcript has 2 exons.
AUGUUCGACUCACCUAAUGGUCGGGGGCCGUGUCUGCACAUCCAGACCCAAACUUCGACAGAGCCCGCGCAUAAUGGGCCAUGGCAAUUGGGCAACCGGGCCCAGGCGCGGGACGCAGCGAGCAGGCGCACGCCACAAUCGACGACAAGCUUUCGCCCAUCAGAGGUACGCGAUCAAAAUGCGUCGAUCCGCACGGGUGGAGAUGGCCAGCUGACCAAUGACAGACAAUCCAAGGGCGGCGUCGCAAUCAUGGCGCAGGCCAACUGGAUCUACUCACUGCAGUCCAUUGGCGAUGUUUUCAGCAGCAUCGAUGAGCUGUGCCAGAACUGUGCUUGGCUCCCCAAAGAGCUCUGCCGCAUCAACCAAGCCUUGCCUCACUUCUAUCACGCUAUCUCCACGUGCUGGCUCAACGCGCCAGAAGAGCCAUCGACAUGGGUGGUCUUGAUGCGAAUCGAAGCGUGCGCAAGGAGCCUGCACGAGACGAUGCGACAAGCAGUGUCGAGCGGUGCGUCUCGGCCUUCGGACCGCGGAGUCUUUAGCACCUUCGCCGAAGCUAGGCGCCUUCUGGUGCAGAUGCACGAGUCUUUGCUGUCACUGCCACCCGCAGGCACGCCGGAGUCUGUUCCGUCCAAUGGCACCGCUCGCAGCCAGACGACGAGCAUAGGCGAGGCGACUUCCGCUCAGAACGGCAAGUACCUGGUGCAUGGGUCUGGUACGCAGUACAACUCGAUCAACGAAGGCAGCGGCCGUCAGACUGUCACGAAUUACAGCACCACCAAGAUGCGUCAAGGCCGUGGCGGUCGGCGCGGCGCAACAGCCUAA